Messenger RNA from Coffea eugenioides, 1338 nucleotides. RefSeq names its product transcription factor DICHOTOMA-like. NCBI's taxonomy places the organism in Eukaryota, Viridiplantae, Streptophyta, Magnoliopsida, Gentianales, Rubiaceae. The transcript has 3 exons. Gene Ontology annotation, molecular function: sequence-specific DNA binding; DNA-binding transcription factor activity. The record is from RefSeq and is a predicted model, not a curated record. Gene Ontology annotation, cellular component: nucleus. Gene Ontology annotation, biological process: regulation of secondary shoot formation. The coding region runs from base 1 to 1338 and encodes 445 amino acids.
AUGUUCUCUUCUGGCAGUGAGAUUACACAUUUUGCACAGCUUUCACCAUACCUGUACCCUCCCUCCUCCACCACCUCCUCCUCUACUUCCAGUACCCUCGGCCUCAAUGGCAAUAAUGAAGCAUUUCUUCUUCUUCAUCACCAGGAUCUGCUCUCUCAUUACCUUGCUGUAGCGCCCAUGAUCGAAACUGCCAACACGAUGACGACUCCCACUUCAACCAAGAAGACAACUACUGCAUCGACCACCAACCCACAAAUAUCUAGUGCUACUCCUCUCCACACACGUUAUAGAAGGAAGCAACCGGCGAAAAGGGAUCGGCACAGCAAGAUUUGUACAGCCCAAGGUCCAAGGGAUAGGAGAGUUAGGCUGUCCAUGGACAUUGCUCGAAAGUUUUUCGGUCUUCAAGACUUGCUAGGCUAUGAUAAAGCAAGCCAAACUCUAGAUUGGCUGCUCACCAAGUCAAAAGCUGCCAUUAAGGAACUACUUGACAUGAAGGAUACUGAUCAUGAUGCAAAUGCAAAGUGUCUAUGCUUUUGGUCUGAAGCAGGCAAUGUUGUGGCUGCAGGAACAAACACUAAAGAAGAUGAAUCAAAGAAGACAGCUUCCAAGAGGAAGAGAAAGAAGACUAAUCAAGCCAAAAAUCCAAAGAUGGUUGCAUUAAGUAAACUUGUAAAAGAGUCUAGGGCAAAGGCGAGAGCAAGAGCUAGGGAAAGAACAAGAGAAAAAAUUUCCCUGAGGAAGCUGAGUAUUGACCAGAAGUCACCUGAUCUAAUCCCCCUCAGUCCAGACCAUACAAAGCCUGCAGCUUGGAGCCAAAUUGGCACUUGCAAAACUAAAGACUCCAGCAUGCUUGGUACGAUCUCCUCCUUGAAGUUGAAUGCAAGUAUCCAAGAGGAUGAUGGAUUUUUCUGUUUUAAUCCUCGAGCCGGCGCAAUAGGCGCGGAAGAAAUAUCUCAAGACUCCCCAAGGAUCAUAAGAAAGCCGAAGCCUUCUUCGAUCCUAGGUUUUCAGAGAAACCUCAUUCUCUCCAAAGAAGCAAGUCCAAAUUUCGACAGCUGGUCACUUGUUACGAAUGGAAAUUGGGGCAUUAGUAGCAGCAUGACAUCUUCUAGCUUAUGUGCUGUUACCAACACGAGUUCAACAAAAGUACUUCAAUUUUGCGGGAAGCCUUCCGAGGACAAAAGCAACAACAAUCAAGUUCCAUGUGGCAGGCAGAUUCAUAGAUCCACUGUUGAUCUCGACGGCUCAGCAAGAUACUGUGCAGCCAAUAGUACUGCUGUUGUGGAGUCCGCCGGGAGAACACGGAAUUGUAGACGCUUUUUUUCUUAUAAUAUGUGA